CUCAUUCUUGACGCGCCCCAUCUCAGCCACCGUGGCCGACAGCGAGGGCUUUGCUUGAGGGAUUUUGCAACCGCCAUCGUCUACGCAUCUAGGCGACGUGGAGGAACGCUCCCCGGCUUACCACUAUCGCGCUUCUGUCUUUGUCCUUGGGUCACAAACCUUCCCUGCUGGCUUAGACUUACGACCGCUACGAACAACAUGCCUAGGUUGGGACUGUGGCUGGCUUAUUCCUUCCUAUCGCUCCCCCUCUGGACCCGUGGCGUGUAUGGAGACAAUACAACGUGCGCGAGCGCACAGCUGGAUUGGUAUACAGAUGCCGUUGGGGAAACGCCAUGCGUCACGUACCAGCGUUUGAGGCAAAUCUGCAACAAUGAUUAUCAAGUACAGAAGUUCAGACCCAAUACCCCAGGAGACAACUGCAACGAUCAACUCUCCGGCUGUUGCUGUAAUUCUGUAGCAUGGGCACUCAGCAUGUUGUGCAUGAAUUGCCAAUACGAUACUGAGGAAGGAGGGGACGGGAUCGAUGCUGGUGUCGGGGGAUAUGGACUAUACUUGGGAUCUUGCAGCCCUGUACAAAACAAGACGCUUCCGAACGACAUUCAGAGCGCAGUCUGCAACAAGGAAAUCAAACUGGACCGCAGUUUGUAUGGUCUGUUCUGGGACACCGGUGCUUGGUUUUAUGUUUACACGAAGGAGACGAUUGUGGCAGACCUCGCUGCGUCAAACAACAACACGUUCACCAAUUGCGCAUCGACAACGAAGAACGAUACCACCACGACAUCCGGCACCCAAACAACAUCAGGAGCCCUCACUGGAUCUGCAGCGCCGACAUCGACCGGCUCCUCAAGCUCGAGUUCUCACACUGGUGCGAUUGUGGGCGGCGUCGUGGGUGGAAUCGUGGGUGCCAUUGCUCUCGGAUUAGUCGCAUUCUUCCUCUUGCGUCGACGAGCCCGAUCGCAAGGCCCGCGGCCUCUUGACCUCGCUGGCGAGUACCGCUACGAAGAUGGUGGAGAUCCGCCAAUGAGCACAGUCACGCCUUUUUCGGCGACUGCUUCGCAAGGCCCAACUUCGAGGUACGGCCGAACAUCAGAUCUCGCGGAGGAAUCUGAAUCAAUUGCAUUGCUUCCCAGAAGCGGUCCACAGUCCAGUGCAAGCGGGAGUGGGGCAGGCAGCGGGCUCAUGCUCGCCGGCGGAAGUGCCGCUACCACGUCCUCCAAAUUUGCUGGGGUUGACGGCUAUCCUCAGUCGCCGCCAGCACUCGACGAGGAGGGCGAGCGACAUGCGGACGCCGGUCCUGUUCCUCAGCUACAACGCUCCGCGUCUGGACGCUUGCCUCCGGCGUACCGGUCAUGGGAGGACGAACCGAAUGAGCUGGAGCCGGAGCCACAAUGGGACGGUCCGAGCGUCACUGGAGUUCCGUAUGCCGCUGCAGCUAGUUCUUCGGACGCUGCACCGCUCCCUCAGACGCCUUUGUCUCCCCAGUACCCUGCGGACGUGAAGCGGCCUGCUGGUCAUCAUGAUGGUUACAUUUGACCUGCUCGACUUGACUUCAUGGAUGUUCGUCAUCUUUUCUGGAUGGUUGAACGCUUCAAGUUCGUUUCCGCUUUAUAGUCUCCCGUGUUCACACUUCGCCCGUCGCCUUUGCUUCUAUACCUCAUGCUAUCCAUGGUAGGAUACGACCGUACUCCAUCUAGUUAGAUCUCACCUAACGUGCGACCGCCAUCGUGUACACAUCUUUCAUGAAGGCCUAACUUGACCGCUCAAGUAUCACUCGCUCGUAGGCGCUUUCGCUCAUCGAACUCGAUAACAACGCCGCUUGCACACCAUUUGGAGAACUCGACGGUUUGCUCGGUUUGAAUCACUCACCGACUACCUUCUCGCUCUCAUGACCGCACACCUGAGCAGGCUCCUUCAAGCAUAUCGUACGACUUGAUACUUCUCCCGGUCUCCGUGUUCUCGCAGCACCAUCCAGGCUGUGUCCUUGACGUUUCAUCGUUCUGUGCAGUGCCGCGCGUACUCAUAUGAUCCAUCCGCCGUCCCAAGGGUGCCCUAGUCUCGUUCCCAUCCGUUCUAGCGCUUACAGUCUGUACCCGUUUCCCCCUCUUCAAGAUCCAUUCACGAUCCUUUCCAUCAAUUCAUCCUUCC
Messenger RNA from Dichomitus squalens LYAD-421 SS1, 2145 nucleotides. RefSeq lists its product as uncharacterized. The coding region runs from base 199 to 1533 and encodes 444 amino acids. The transcript is spliced from 10 exons. Lineage: Eukaryota; Fungi; Basidiomycota; Agaricomycetes; Polyporales; Polyporaceae. The record is from RefSeq and is a predicted model, not a curated record.